AUGAUCGUGAGGGGAUUGCCGAGAGUUGGGGGAGUUUGGAGAAGAGGAUUUAGUAGCUCAGCAACGAGGAGGGAAAUCAUAGAUAUAGAGAGUCUGCCGGAUAGAAUUGUUCCUAGGUAUCCAGAAAGUCAGACGAGCGACCUCCUAUCAUUACAAUGGCCCUCUCCUCCUCGAAACAUCCUCAUAAUCAAAAAGGAUAGAGCUCCACAUGUUACCGAGUCCUUGAUUGAAUAUGCUAAGCAUAUUCAUUCCAAUUACGACAAUGUCUCCCUCAUCUUCGAACCGAAAGUCGCGGCGCAAAUGCACAAGCAGUUCUCCUUUCCUGUCUAUACAACCAGCUCAGCCGGUGCCCUUCCUAGAAAAGUUGACAUGACUACAACCCUCGGCGGUGAUGGCACAAUUCUGCGAGCAGCAUCCCUCUUCAGCACCACUCUUCACGUCCCUCCAGUCUUGUCAUUUAGCAUGGGAACAUUGGGUUUCUUGGGAGAAUGGAAGUUUGCAGAAUACAAGAGAGCAUUUCGAGAGGUCUACAUGUCGGGAGCGGGGGCUGGGUCACCGUUAUUUCAAGACCAGAAACAUCCACAUGUCAAGACAAUGGUUGAUGAGACCGGGGAUAUUGUGACUGGUUGGUCAAGUAUCCGAGGAAAGUCGAUGGGACCUACGAGGAGCUCAAAAGUUCUGCUGCGGAAUCGAUUAAAGGUUGGAGUUUUCGAUGCAGAAGGGCAUCGGGUUAUUGGUGAUAAUACUGCGGAGAGCGCUGCUGGGGAUGUGCAUGCUAUGAACGAGGUUGUGAUUCAUCGAGGAAAGGAGGCACAUCUUGCGAUCAUUGAAGUGUUUGUUGGAGGACGGUUUUUGACGGAAGCUGUGGCGGAUGGGAUGAUCAUUGCUACGCCUACUGGAAGUACGGCUUACAGUCUGAGUGCGGGGGGGAACAUUGUUCAUCCGCUUGUCAGCAGCCUACUGGUGACUCCUAUUUGCCCAAGGAGCUUGUCGUUUAGGACGCUGGUUUUACCAGCUAAUACGCCGAUCACGCUGAGACUUAGCGAGAAGAACAGAGGCCGAGAGUUGGAAGUCAGCAUUGAUGGGAGACGAAGAAGCCAUGGGAUUAGUGUGGGGAUGGAAAUUAGGGUUAACGGAGAAGAUAUUGUGAAGGGUAGCGAAUGGAUUGGUGGAGUUCCUUGUGUGAUGAGAGGUACCAUCUCUGGGAGGGAGGAUGAUGACGGCUGGGUUGGAGGGCUGAAUGGGUUGUUGAAAUUCAACUACCCGUUCGGUGGCGAUGAAUGA
This is a messenger RNA of Hyaloscypha bicolor E, 1284 nucleotides long. Its product is annotated as NADH kinase-like protein POS5. The transcript is spliced from 2 exons. Bases 1 to 1284 code for a protein of 427 amino acids. Lineage: Eukaryota; Fungi; Ascomycota; Leotiomycetes; Helotiales; Hyaloscyphaceae. Gene Ontology annotation, biological process: NAD+ metabolic process; NADP+ biosynthetic process. Gene Ontology annotation, molecular function: NAD+ kinase activity. The record is from RefSeq and is a predicted model, not a curated record.